UUCUCGCAGCUUCACCAUUUUGUGAGGGAGAGACACGUAGCGGUUUUGUGGUUUUUAUGGGCAAAAACACCAGCAGAUAAAACAACAGCUUUUCUACAGAUUCUUGCAGUUCUGAGAGAAAUAGAUUCACUCUCUGACUGUAGAAACUGGUCUUCUGCUGAGGCAGAGCCACACCACAGUGAGCGAAAUGCAGUAUGUUUGGGUGAUAUUACUGUUCCUCCCCAGCGCUCUUUCACAGUCUGAUGGCAGGUUCAGGGUGGUGGUUCCAGAAGCUCCUGUUUCCAGUGUUUCUGGUUCUGAUGUUGUUCUGUCGUGUUCUGUACGAGAGUUUGAUCGUCAGAACAUCAUGAAGAACGCUGUGGAUCUGACCGUUACUUGGUCCAGACCAGACCUGAAAGAUUCACUGGUUCAUCUCUAUGAGAAUCAUAAAAAUCUAAACACAGAUCAGAAUCCUUCUUACAGAGGAAGAACCGCUGUGUUUAAAGAGGAGCUGAAGAAUGGAGACGUCUCACUGAAACUCUCCAACGUUCGGAUUACUGAUGAAGGAGAAUACACAUGCAGAGUUGACUCUAAGUUCUGGGAGGAUUCUAAAACUAUUAAACUCUCAGUUGAAGCUGUGGGAAGUGAACCAGUGAUCACUAUGGAGAAAUAUGAAUCAGGAAAGUUCAGUUUACUGUGUGAAUCUAAAGGCUGGUAUCCUGAACCUGAGCUUCAGUGGAAAAACAGUAAAGGAGUUAAUGUGACUGCAGAAACAGAAACUCAGGCAGUCGCUGAUCUCUUUAAUGUGAAAAGCAGAAUCACAGUAGAGGAAAUCGACUCAUACUACUGCUCAGUGACACAGAGAGUUCAUGAGAAGGAGGAACGGAUUGAUGCUCAAUCCCUGCACGGUACACACUCCCCCUCUCUUCUGCAAGGAUGGACUCACCCAGAGUAUACAGGGAAGUUUGAGGUGGUGGGUCCAGAAGCUCCUGUUUUCAGUGUUUCUGGUUCUGAUGUUGUUCUGCCGUGUUCUGUACGAGAGUUGGGUAAUCCAAACAUCAUGGUGAACGCUGUGAAUAUGAACGUUACUUGGUCCAGAUCAGACCUGAAUGAUUCACUGGUUCAUCUCUACGGGAAUCAUAAAGAUCUAAACACAGAUCAGAAUCCUUUUUACAGAGGAAGAACCGCUGUGUUUAAAGAGGAGCUGAAGAAUGGAGACGUCUCACUGAAACUCUCCAACGUUCGGAUUACUGAUGAAGGAGAAUACACAUGCAGAGUUGACUCUAAGUUCUGGGAGGAUUCUAAAACUACUAAACUCUCAGUUGAAGCUGUGGGAAGUGAACCAGUGAUCACUGUGGAGAAAUAUGAAUCAGGAAAGUUCACUUUACUGUGUGAAUCUAAAGGCUGGUAUCCUGAACCUGAGCUUCAGUGGAAAAACAGUAAAGGAGUUAAUGUGACUGCAGAAACAGAAACUCAGGAAGUCGCUGAUCUCUUUAAUGUGAAAAGCAGAAUCACAGUAGAGGAAAUCGACUCAUACUACUGCUCAGUGACACAGAGAGUUCAUGAGAAGGAGGAACGGAUUGAUGCUCAAUCCCUGCACGAAUCUGAAUCUCACUGAGGAUAUUUUACAUAGAAAAAAAGAGAAGAUGAAUAUAAAGCAUACACACACACACACACACACACACACACACACAAUAAGAUUCUAUAUUGUCACAUGUUGGAUUGUUCUUGGUCAAUAUUUGGUUUGUAUUUGUUCUAUUAAUCACCUGAUAUUAUGGACUGUAAAUACGUUCAUACUGUAUGGUUCCAGUUGGACCUGUAUUGGGGUAGAUCUUCAAGACAUCAGGCAGGUCUUAGGUCUCAGUAAGAUGUUCCCAGUAUUUCAGUGGUGUGAACAGUAGUUCAGUAUUAAUCUGCUUUAGUUUAGAGAAGUGUGUUUAAAGAUUGACUAAACCCUGAACCAUAUUUUUUCAUUAAUAGCUGAAAUGUGUUCCUUUGAAAUAAAGAAAUAUAUCUGUCCUACUUAGAAUUCAAAACAUUUUCUAACCUUUAAAAAACGCUUUUAUUGCUUUAAUUUCCGCCUCUGCAGCGCCCUCACAGAUUUAACUGUGCCAUAGGUGAUGAGGAUAUUUUUGUGUACUUUGUUAUGUGGACACUCACAAUCUGGUGAUGUUCAACAAUCACCGUGUCAUCCCUUAUCAGAGACACACUGCUCAGCCCAAUCAGCUCUCCCUUACAUUCUGCCCCUAAACCCAUACAUCACUCAGUGCCCCUCCCAAACACUGAGGGCUGAGGGUGGAGUCAGCUGAAACCAGGGGUUCAGUUCCCUUUAAGUUUAGGUGAGCUUCAUCAGGUGUAAUUUCCCACUUCACCACUAGA
Molecule: messenger RNA, 2358 nt
Organism: Astyanax mexicanus (Mexican tetra)
Lineage: Eukaryota; Metazoa; Chordata; Actinopteri; Characiformes; Acestrorhamphidae
Product: butyrophilin-like protein 2
Exons: 8
Coding region: 188-1597 (469 amino acids)
Source: RefSeq, a predicted model, not a curated record